AUGAGUGAAGACUGUCUGGUAUUGGGCAUGAAAUGGGUUAAAGAAAACAUUCAUUUGUUUGGCGGAGAUAAGGAUCGGAUAACCAUUUUUGGUGAGAGCGCCGGGAGUUGGUCGGUGUCGGCACACGUACUCUCCCCACUAUCAAAGGGCAUGUUUAAGAGGGCUAUUAUGGAGAGCGGGGCCAAUAUGUACAACAAGGACAGGGAUGUGGUCAACAAAACGGAAGCCAUAUCUUAUGGUAAAACUAUUGCCAAACAAUUGAAAUGCAAUGAAAGCGAGGAUUGGUUACAAUGUCUGCGAAGAGCGGACGCCAAAGAUAUACUCAAAUACGAGAACCCUAUCGGUUCAUACCCGGUGUUUGGCACAGAAUUUCUGCCCAUUCGUACGCAACUAGCCUUUAAUGAAAAGAAAUUCAAUACAGAUAUUGAUUUAGUCGCUGGCAUUACACACGAUGAGGGCUCAGUGUUUAUUAGAUUGCUUAUCAGAGACCUUAAUAAUGUUACCCUGGCUGACUUUCACAACGGAGUAAAUGCUUUCGAAUCAGUUGGUUAUCAUAACGUGAAUGUGCAGAAAGUGACGGAACAUUACUUGAAAGGUGUCAACACUAGCGAUAGUCAGUCACUUCGCACGGCUUUUAGUGCACUAAUGGGAGACUUAAUACUCGGUUGUCCGACAUAUCUGUUCGCCAAACGGUUCGCACAAACUGUCAAAGAGUCGCAAAGGGUUUACUUUUACGAGUUGUUGUACGCGAGUAAAUGGUUUGCCAAACUAGGUGGUUGCGAUUUAACAACUAUGGGCAUUUGUCAUGGUAUGGAUGUAGUCUAUGUGUUUGGUUUACCACUACUUUACCCUGAUCAAGAUAUUGAAGAUAUUUGGUACAGUAAUGUUGUGAUGAAAAUGUGGACAAAGUUUGCAGCAGAUGGUCAUAUGGACUCUGAUUGGCCGCAACUGUUAAACGAUGAGCCGAUGGGUGCGCCCAAAGUCCACGGUUUGGAUCCCAAAGACCUGAGCCUAGUAUUGAAAGACCCGUUUCAUGAAACUUGUGAUGGCGUGUGGGCCGACUACUUCCUAUAACAAUUGGC
Medioppia subpectinata is the source of this 1082-nucleotide messenger RNA. The record is from the annotation of a GenBank genome assembly. Lineage: Eukaryota; Metazoa; Arthropoda; Arachnida; Sarcoptiformes; Oppiidae.